UUUUGUUUUGGCAUUCAUUCAGAUCGGUUUAAUUCUUAGCUACCAUUAUGGCGUUAUCGGGAGUUUUUAUUUAUAUUCUUUUAGCGUUAAUAACAGCACUAGUUUAUUUUAUACGACAACGCAUGUCAUAUUGGAAACGUCAAGAAAUUCCACACGAUCCACCUGAUUUUCCAACUGGAAAUCUAACUGGCUUCAAGAAGAAAUAUCAUUUAAAAGAUUUAACUAAAGCUAAUUACGAAAAAUUCAAACACACUGGACCAUUUGGCGGGUUCUAUUUCUUUCUCCAACGUGCUGUCGUUGUUUACGACUUGGAUUUGAUUAAAAACAUUUUAAUAAAAGACUUUAAUAACUUUACUGAUCGUGGUUUGUUUCACAAUGAGCGUGAUGAUCCAUUAACAGGACAUUUGUUUGCGUUGGAUGGACCGAAAUGGAAACAUUUGAGGAAUAAAAUGUCACCAACUUUUAGUUCGGGCAAAAUGAAAGGAAUGUUUCCAAUAGUCUUAUCAGUUGGAGAACGACUUAAAGAGACAUUCGACACCAUGGUUUCAGAAGACUCAAUUAUCGACGUUAAAGAUAUUCUAGCUCGAUUUACUGUCGAUGUUAUUGGAACUUGUGCUUUCGGUCUAGAAUGUAACAGUCUCAAAGAUCCAGAAGUUGAAUUUCGAAUAAUGGGAGUGAAAAAUUUCACUCAACCACGUCAUAACAAACUAAUUGACGGAUUUAUCUUUAGUUUUCCAAAAUUGGCCAGAACCUUACGUAUGCGACAAAUUCAUGAAGAAGUUCAUCAGUUUUAUAUGAAAGUUGUGCGAGAAACUGUCGAGUAUCGUGAAAAGAAUUCAAUCAAACGAAACGAUUUUAUGAAUUUGCUGAUUGAAAUGAAGAAUUCCGAAGAAGGAUUGACACUUAACGAAGUUGCAGCUCAGUCGUUUCUAUUUUUCAUCGCUGGUUUUGAGACUUCAUCCUCGACAAUGGGGUUUGCUCUUUACGAAUUGGCAUUGAAUCAAAAUGUUCAAGAUAAACUGAGAGCUGAAAUUAAUACUCAAUUUGAUAAGAAUCGAGGAAAAAUGACUUAUGAAAGUAUGGCUGAGAUGCAUUACAUGGAUAUGGUAAUGAAAGAAACUCUUCGAAAAUACUCGAUUGUAACAAAUCUUGUGAGGCAGGCAUUGAAUGACUAUCCCACUUCAAAACCUAAAUAUGUGAUUCCAAAAGGAGUUAUGGUAUUAAUUCCUGCUGAUGCUAUUCAUCAUGAUCCAGAGAUUUAUCCUGAUCCAGAAAAGUUCGAUCCGGAACGAUUUAGUCCGGAAGAGACUCAGAAACGUCAUCCACUUACUUGGCUGCCCUUCGGUGAUGGACCGCGUAAUUGUAUUGGACUGAGAUUUGGCAAAAUGCAAACUUAUAUAGGACUCAGUUUUCUUUUGAGACAUUACAAAUUUCAUAUAUCUUCAAAAACUCCAAAUCCUCUGCAAUUUGACAAUGAAAAUAUUCUUAAUUCAGUUAAGGGUGGUAUUUUCUUACGUGUAGAACGAAUUUGAAUGUGAUAUUGAAAUUUCUAUUAAAAAAAUUAAUUUAA
Molecule: messenger RNA, 1570 nt
Organism: Episyrphus balteatus (marmalade hoverfly)
Lineage: Eukaryota; Metazoa; Arthropoda; Insecta; Diptera; Syrphidae
Product: probable cytochrome P450 6a20
Exons: 2
Coding region: 48-1532 (494 amino acids)
Molecular function (GO): monooxygenase activity; oxidoreductase activity, acting on paired donors, with incorporation or reduction of molecular oxygen; iron ion binding
Source: RefSeq, a predicted model, not a curated record